AUGAGCUACGAGGAUUUCACUACGAGCCUUCAUGAGAACGAAUGUCGAUAUGCGAUUUAUGACUUUGAUUUUGUCACUGAGGAGAACUGCCAGAAGAACAAGUUCUUCUUCAUUGCUUGGUCUCCAGACAUUGCGAGGGUGAGAAGUAAGAUGCUCUAUGCAAGCUCUAACGACAAGUUCAAGAGGGAGUUGGAUGGUAUUCAGGUGGAGCUGCAAGUCACCGAUCCUACGGAGAUGGGCCUUGAUGUUAUUCGAGGUCAUGCCAAUUGA
Asparagus officinalis (garden asparagus) is the source of this 270-nucleotide messenger RNA. Its product is annotated as actin-depolymerizing factor 7-like. Gene Ontology annotation, biological process: actin filament depolymerization. Gene Ontology annotation, cellular component: cytoplasm; actin cytoskeleton. NCBI's taxonomy places the organism in Eukaryota, Viridiplantae, Streptophyta, Magnoliopsida, Asparagales, Asparagaceae. Bases 1 to 270 code for a protein of 89 amino acids. The transcript is spliced from 2 exons. The record is from RefSeq and is a predicted model, not a curated record. Gene Ontology annotation, molecular function: actin filament binding.